AGGUAGUGCUCAGUGCCCUGUAGAUUUCAUGCGCUGAGAAUGUGAGAGUGAAAACCAUCUACCACCCAGUGAAUUCCUUGAUGGUGGUGGUGGUGGUCCUUUGGACUCUAGAAAUCCAUGUAGGUUUUGUGUCCUGGGCUGGGCUGAGAGCUCAAGUAAGGGCUGCUGGUUUUACUCCUUUUGGUCAAGAAACCUUUGUCCUGACUUGGGCAUAGAGCUGGAACCUACCCAGGGCCAACCACCUCAGGGAGAGAUCUUGCUCAUGGCCAAAGUAGGCUUCCCUGGGCUGGGGAGUGGGUGUAGGGUGGGCAUUGCAUAAAGGUUCUAUGCUGCUCUGUGUUAAUUCCUUCUUCCUGUGAACACCUGUGCUUUCCACACAGGCCCAGAGUGAAUUCUCAUUCUGGGUCUAUUUCAGCAGGAGCAGAUCAGCUUUGUAUUAUGGGGCUCCGCCUAAGGUUUCUUCUGGGGAGAGGGAGUAACACUGCUACAAAUACUAAGCGGGUAACCCCCCCUAAGGAGACUAAGGUGGGCCUGGGUGAACUCACCAGGGAUACUGCUCUUUCUCAGGGAGGACCUCACAGAUAACUUCUCUGAUAUGAGAAUAAUAAAAAGGGUUUGUUGGUCCCUGGUCUUUGAAGCAUUUGAGCCUCCAAAAUUCCAACCCCAGUACAGUCCCAGACAUAACUGAUCUUCAUGGAAGAUAAGAGCCAAAGUCAGGGUACUGGCCCUAGUGUCUCCAAACUUGAGGAUCGUCGUGUCUUAGUUGGAUAAAGCAAGGUUGGCCUGGGGUGCCAGGUACCCCAGAGUUGGGACCUACAUGUCCAUCUUUCCAGAAUCACCCAAAGCUGAAGACUGAGAGGGUGGAGUAUUCUUUUAGUCUGUGGGAACUAUGCUGCCAGUGCAUGGUUUUGCACUGUCCAGAGCCCAGGGAGACCCAUUGUCCCAUUCCCUUUCCACUGCGGUUUUCUUGACUGUCCCGAAGUGCAGAAAAAGAACAGCUGAGAGGCUCAAGUCAGGCCCGACUCGCACCAGCUCUGGGUUGGAAACAACGCUCAGCCUUGCCCUGGAAAAGAGCCCAGGCGGCAGCACCGCAGCUCCCGCCUCGACGCAACAGAGGUGCCAGCCAAUUCCAGGAAACGCCUGAGAGCGACUGCGCUCCGCCCUAGGAUUCUCUACGGUCGCUGGACCGCUAAGGCCAGCCCCUGGUCCCGCCUCGAGGGUUUGUCCAAUCCACAGCAAGCAUUCGGGCUCCUCUGCCGGUUUGAUGAGGUCAUUUCCGGUUCUUUCCCGGAAGUCGAGCAGUGGGGCCAAAUUUGAAGCGAGAGUUGGACCUGUCGCAGUUUCCUUGGCUACCUGGGUUCCGGGAGCCCAGCCAUCAUGCCUAUCCGUGCGUUGUGCACUAUCUGCUCCGACUUCUUCGACCACUCCCGCGACGUGGCCGCCAUCCACUGCGGCCACACUUUCCACCAGCAGUGCCUAAUUCAGUGGUUCGAGACAGCACCAAGUCGGACCUGCCCACAGUGCCGAAUCCAGGUUGGCAAAAGAACCAUCAUCAAUAAGCUUUUCUUUGACCUUGCCCAGGAGGAGGAGAAUGUCUUGGAUGCAGAAUUCUUAAAGAAUGAACUGGACAAUAUCAGAGCCCAGCUUUCCCAGAAAGAGAAGGAGAAAAGGGACAGCCAGGCCAUCAUCGACACUCUGCGGGACACAAUGGAAGAACGCAACGCCACUGUGGAAUCUCUGCAGCAAGCCUUAGGCAAGGCUGAGAUGCUGUGCUCCACACUCAAAAAGCAGAUGAAGUACUUGGAGCAGCAGCAGGAUGAGACCAAACAAGCCCGGGAGGAGGCUCGCCGACUCAGGAACAAGAUGAAGACCAUGGAGCAGAUUGAGCUCCUACUCCAGAGCCAGCGGCCUGAGGUGGAGGAGAUGAUCCGAAACAUGGGUGUGGGACAGUCAGCGGUGGAACAGCUGGCUGUGUACUGCGUGUCCCUCAAGAAAGAGUAUGAGAAUCUGAAAGAGGCACGGAAGGCCUCAGGGGAGCUGGCUGACAAACUGAAGAAGGACUUGUUUUCCUCCAGAAGUAAGUUGCAGACAGUCUACUCUGAAUUGGAUCAGGCCAAGUUAGAGCUGAGGUCGGCCCUGAAGGACUUACAGAGUGCUGACAAGGAAAUCACGAGCCUGAAAAAGAAGCUAAAAAUGUUGCAGGAAACCUUGAUCCUGCCACCGGUGACCAGUGAGACUGUCAACCGUCUGGUUUUAGAGAGCCCAGCCCCUAUGGAGAUGCUGAACCCGAAGCUCCGCCCACCAUCCUUCAGUGAUGAGAUUGAUCUCAGUGCUACCUUUGAUGUGGAUACCCCACCUGCCCGGCCCUCCAGUUCCCAGCAUGGCCACUCCAAGAAGCUCUACCUGGAGAGGUCACACUCUCCUGUUCAGAACAUCCCCAAGAAGAUACCCAAAUGUUCCAAACAGGAGUCCCAGCUCUCACUGGGUGGCCAGCGCUGUGCAGGAGAGCCAGAUGAGGAACUGGUUGGUGCCUUCCCCGUUUUCAUCCGGAAUGCCAUACUGGGCCAGAAACAGCACAAGAGGACCAGAGCAGAGUCCUGUCGCAGCAAAGAUGUGGUAAGGACAGGCUUCGAUGGGCUUGGAGGCCGGACAAAAUUCAUCCAGCCUACUGACACAGCCAUGAUCCGCCCACUGCCCAUUAAGCCCAAGGCCAAGGCUAAGCAGAGAGUAGGAGUGAAGACACUACAUUCUCCCUCUCAAGCCAAGCUGGACACCUUCCUGUGGUAGCGAGAACAGUGAGUCUGAGCAGUGACCAGACACAAACCAAGGACUGGCCAGGCAGGGCAUUUUUAGGGGAUAGCUAGUCCUCCAGGACCAGUCAUAGGAGCAAGGGCAAACAAGCAGGUGAGGGUGAGAGUGAUGCCCAGAGACUGCUUUUCCUGUCCUCACCCUGUCCCCACCUCUGCCAUACCAGACCUACUUUUGGUGGCUGAUAUGGCCAUCCCAUCAUUCCUAACAGUAGGGCCUGCUCCUGGUUCCAGGCUCCUGUUUAUAGUCAUGAUCAGGUGUGGCUGGGCUCCUGGUUCGGAGACCAGGGUCACUUGUUAACUAUCUCUCUGGACCAAAGUGCUUGAGGCUUCUCAAGCAGCCUCAGCUUUAGUGUCUGCCUGCCUCUGACUUGCAGCUAGGUAUGGCAGGGCCAAGCAGGUUGGGAACUGGGGGAUGGUGGUGCAGAAGGGAUUGGGGGAAAAUUUUCAUGUAAAAUAAAAAAAAAUAGAAUUUCUUCUU
Molecule: messenger RNA, 3288 nt
Organism: Microcebus murinus (gray mouse lemur)
Lineage: Eukaryota; Metazoa; Chordata; Mammalia; Primates; Cheirogaleidae
Gene: TRAIP
Product: TRAF interacting protein
Biological process (GO): protein ubiquitination; replication fork processing
Cellular component (GO): site of DNA damage; nucleus
Molecular function (GO): ubiquitin protein ligase activity
Source: RefSeq, a predicted model, not a curated record